GUCCUUCACUCAUCCAGACUUCAACUCUUUCACUUGUCUACUCUCCCAUGACAUUAUCAACUCUGAGCUCUACUUGAUCCGCUCACACUUCUACUAACAUAUAAAGCACUUUCGGAAAAGUCGCCAUCGCGACACCGCGCCAGAUGUCGAUGUCGCACAACUCGUGGGCGCCCUUACCGCCGCCGCCUGGCACCCAGCCAUCAUACGCAGCCAUGGCCGCAAGCACUACAGCAUAUACACCAGUGCAAGUUCGACAGUCAUUCAACUAUCCUCCAACCCAAGCUCCACAAUUCGUACAUGUAGCCCAAUACCCCCAACUUCCUCCCGUGGCCGCCCCCGCGAAGCCGCCGACAAAAAAGAGAAUCGAAUGGCCAACAUCAGUGCGCAGCUAUGUACAGAGGGCGUUCGAUCCGAGUAACCUGUAUCCCGAUGUCCCGAGAGCGGAUAUGGAGGCGAAACUCAAGGCGACCAUCUCGUCCGCCACUGAAACGGAUACCCUUACGAGUGUAGACUGGGAUAACCUACCUUUGCCUCAGGAUAUGGUGCGAACUGAACGAGCUGCUCUAGCAGAACCAUCUCCCCGUUGGGUUAAUGGGCGUUUCAUCUCGAGCCCCGAGUCGAAAAAGCGGAAAUCGCAGGUAUUGGAUGGAAAAGACGAGCAAGAUGUGUCUUCAAAUCCUCCAUGGCGUACAACUAACACACACACCGGUUUUGAAGACCGAAUAACAUUUGCACCGAAUGGUGGCCCUCUCAAUGUAGCGACCAAGCCUCUCCCGGAUGGCCUAUCGACCAAGGCAAGUAAGUCCCAGAAGAACCUUGAGAAGCGACAACGACGAUUUGAUGGCGGCUAUAAAUCUACCUACAAGGAGUCGCCCGUUCUGGACGCCAGUUCCGGACCUGUUGUUGGCCGUUGCCAGACUCUCGAAAAGAGAUACUUCCGUCUUACAUCUGCUCCAAACCCCGAUCAUGUCCGCCCAGAGCCUAUCUUGAAACAAACACUGGAUUUCCUGAAGAAGAAGUGGAGGAAGGAGAGCAAUUAUUCAUACAUCUGCGACCAGUUCAAAUCUCUCCGUCAAGAUCUUACCGUGCAGCACAUCCGGAACAAGUUUACCGUAGAAGUCUACGAGAUUCAUGCCCGGAUUGCUCUGGAGAAGGGGGACCUCGGUGAGUAUAACCAGUGCCAAACACAGUUGCGCGCUCUGUACGCGCAGAAGCUCGGCGGAAACCCGAUCGAAUUCAAGGCGUACCGUAUACUUUAUUUUAUUCACACAUGCAACCGGACGGCCCUGAACGACGUGUUGGCGGAUCUAACCAUAGCAGAAAAGGACGAGUUGGCGAUCAAGCAUGCGCUCGGCGUCCGUUCGGCGCUCGCUUUAGGAAACUACCACAGAUUUUUCAGAUUAUACCUCGACACCCCGAACAUGGGCGCAUAUCUCAUGGAUAUGUUUGUCGAAAGAGAGCGUCUGGCUGCGCUGUCUAACAUUUGCAGAGCAUACAAACCACAUGUGAAACUGCGUUUUAUUACUGAAGAGCUUGGCUUUGAAUCGGACGCCGAGGCGGCACAGUUUAUCUGUACUUACGAAGGCGGCCGAGCGUUACUUGAAGAGCGAGAAGAUGGCAUCCUACUACUUACCGGCAAGACCGGCGGCAUGUUCGACGUGGCCAAGAAUGCGGCGUUCAAAAAGAUUGACAUCAAGGGCCAGAUCUAAACCCCGGUGUUCGAUUUCUGUUUUAUUGUCCCACAGGACCCUUCCGAGAGUACGAUAUGAACCGGUGGCAUAUACCCAGGCAAUCAUUGCUAUGCUGCCGACUCUGGCUCGAAUAUGUGGCCAUUCCUUGGACCUUCCUAGAAAGGUGAAUAGCGACCACAAGUGUCUUCACAUUCGUCCUCGUCCGUCAGUCCGCAUCACAAGUCCACGUCAGCGUCAUUUGUCCAGCACUCCAGCCUUUUUUUAAUUUAUUUGCAAGCACCUCGUCGGCAUACCUCAAUUCACCUAACCUAUUUCUGUCACAAAGUCACAAGCUUCCAGGACGAACCCUGGAUCCUACUACUUCUCCCUCUCUACAUUUCCUAUCCGUCGUUUCGCCUAGCUUAGAUGUAUACUCUAACAGCAAAAUGAGGGGUAUGUUAUUUUCGCCGUUCCGCCGUUUGGGGGUUGCAGGGGGCAGCAAAAGAGAUAUAAAUACCAUAGUUCGGACAGAUUGAUCGUGGGAUGUUGGGGAGACUUUCUGUGCAUAAUCGGAUGGGGAUUCGCAUGAGCAUCUCUUACGACGCGACGCGGGGUAGCGGCAGCAUGCAUGCAUGGUCAGAGGGGAUCAGGGGGGUUAGCAUGUGGUUCACUUUUUGAGGAUUUUCGAUUCCCCGACCGACCAUCGACCAUCACCCACGCACUCGGCGCAGUAGGAGUUUAUUUUGUGGGGGUUGAGCUAUAUACCAGGCAGGCAUCCAAGUCGUCGUCGUCCGUCGUCAGCGGCGGCGGUGGCAGACAGUGGCGUUUUUGCUUCAUUUUUUUAUGAUCUGGCGCAAUUGGGAUAGAGAAAGGAGUUUUUACUCUAGAAAAGAAGCGCAAGUAAUAGAAAAAGUCGAAUUUUUAUCAAUCCC
Pseudogymnoascus verrucosus is the source of this 2602-nucleotide messenger RNA. RefSeq lists its product as uncharacterized. Gene Ontology annotation, cellular component: nucleus. The transcript has 3 exons. Bases 144 to 1709 code for a protein of 521 amino acids. The record is from RefSeq and is a predicted model, not a curated record. Lineage: Eukaryota; Fungi; Ascomycota; Leotiomycetes; Thelebolales; Thelebolaceae.